CGAGCUCCGCGCUCCGUUGGAAAGCUUGGAAUUGGCCUUCUGCUCGCUGCUCCCCGCCGACCUCGCCUUCCUGUCCCGCAGCCGCCACGCGCCGGCCCUCAAGCGCCUGGACCUGAGCGGCCACGACUUCUCGCGGGCGCUGCUGGAGCCGCUGCGGCUGCUCCUGGAGGAGACCUCGGCCUCGCUGCUGCACCUGGAGCUGACGGAAUGCCGCCUGGCCGACGCGCAGCUGGCCGCGCUGCUGCCGGCGCUGCGCCGCUGCCGCCGCCUGCGCUUCCUGGGCCUCCACGGCAACGCCCUGUCCACGGCCGCGCUGCGGGAGCUGCUCCUGCGCACGCUGGAGCUGCCGGAUCUCCGCCUCGUCGUUUAUCCCUUCCCGGCCGACCGCGCCGCCGCCGAGACCGACGCUCGGAAUUCCGACGGCUCGGACAGCCGGGAGGUUUUGGCGGAGGUCGGCGCCGAGUUGGCGCGGGUGUUGGAGGAGUCCGGCAGGGUGGACCAGGUUUGGACGGCCGACCCCUACGGACACGGAGAUCUGGAUUUCUUCUCCUUGUGAGCCGGGAAAAGCUCGGAAUCGGCG
Lonchura striata (white-rumped munia) is the source of this 580-nucleotide messenger RNA. The record is from RefSeq and is a predicted model, not a curated record. NCBI's taxonomy places the organism in Eukaryota, Metazoa, Chordata, Aves, Passeriformes, Estrildidae.